AUGUGGAGUGAAAACUAUUAUGAUCUGUGUGCUAAUGAGGAAUUCGGUUUCAGGCUUAGUCCAGACACUAUGCAGCAAGGAUCAGGAUCGACAACGCCUUCUGUGGCACCGGCUCCAGUACCGACUGCUGUCCCACCACCGGCUACAAUCGAGAAUAUGGACGACCCGCCGCCACGGAACGAGCCGGCGGUCGAACCGGUGAACGGCAUUGUCCAGCCGCCGGUUGCACCGCCACCGGAUCGACCCGGACGGUUGACGAAUCAGAUUCAUUUCCUUCUGCGCACCGUCAUGAAGGCCGUGUGGAAGCAUCAAUUUAGCUGGCCCUUCCAGCAGCCGGUUGAUGCGAAGAAACUGAACCUGCCCGACUAUCACAAGAUCAUCAAGCAGCCCAUGGACCUGGGUACGAUCAAGAAACGGCUCGAAAACAACUACUACUGGACGAGCAAAGAGUGUAUAAAGGAUUUUAACACCAUGUUUACCAACUGUUACGUGUACAACAAACCGGGCGAGGAUGUAGUCGUGAUGGCCCAGACUCUGGAGAAACUCUUUCUCGCCAAGGUUUCGCUGAUGCCGAAAGAUGAGACCGAAAUGGAAGUGCCCCAACCGAAGGGUGGCAAGAAGAAACCCCGUUCGCUUGCGCCACCAGGAACGUUGGUCGGUAAUACCUCGGUCACCGGGGCCGCAGCGGCUGCCGGUGUAGCACCGAAUGCGGCUAUAGUGGCGGGAGCAAAUGCUGUGGCCGCUGCGGCCGCAGCAGCAGCCGCUGCCCGUGCCCGCCCCGGUUCAUCGCUCGGUGCGACCGUUUCAUCGAGUGUUCCGCCGUCUAGCGUUGGUGCGCCAGUGCCGGCGGGUUUGGUAGGGCCAGCUGCCACAAUGCUACCAAGCGUUCCUCCGAUCGGCACCAUGCCACCGCAAACGGUUCCGGGCAGCACAAACACAACGACCACGGCCACACCCAACUCUGCGGUGGCGGCCCUAGCUGCAGCGGCGGCAGCUGCCGCUGCAGCCAGCGCACCGCACAAUCCAAUCAGCAAUCCAAUCGGCGGCCCGCCGGUGGUGAGCAAACCGUCUGUUCCGGCCAACUCGCCGUACCUAGUGAACAGUUCGCAAGCCGGAAUGGAAACAGUCAUACCUCCACAGCAGCCUGCAAAAGUAAAAAAAGGUGUUAAGAGAAAGGCCGAUACCACCACGCCAACGGCCACCGUGUUCGACCCGCACUACGGCACGCCGAUGGAUUCGAGCGCCGCCAAAAUAGCCACCAGACGAGAAUCUGGACGACAGGAUAUUGUGCCCUAUCAAACCUCCACAUAUCCCAUGUCACCGAUGACGCACCAGGGAACGACUUCGUCACAGUACCCGCCGAAGAGCAAGGAGAAACUGUCCGACGCAUUAAAGUCCUGUAACGAAAUUCUUAAAGAGCUCUUUUCCAAGAAGCAUUCGGGGUAUGCUUGGCCAUUCUACAAACCGGUCGAUGCGGAGUUGCUUGGUCUGCACGAUUACCACGAUAUUAUAAAGAAGCCGAUGGAUCUGGGCACGGUUAAGCGCAAAAUGGACAACCGGGAGUACAAGUCGGCACCGGAGUUCGCGGCAGACGUUAGAUUAAUAUUUACCAAUUGCUACAAGUACAACCCGCCAGAUCAUGAUGUCGUCGCGAUGGGUCGCAAACUGCAGGACGUUUUCGAGAUGCGACUGGCCAACAUACCGGAUGAGCCGGUAAACAAUGUGGCCCCGCAUCAUACGGGCAAGGAAAGCGAACCGUCCUCGUCGAGCGACUCGAACGAUAGUGACGAAGAGAGCGAAUCGGACGAGGAGUGCACGCAGAAGCUCAAACUGCUCGAAAAACAGCUAUUCGAGAUGCAAGAACGAAUGCGAAAGCUGACCGAGGAAGCCCUCAUCAAAAAGAAGCAGAAGAAAAAGCUGAAAGAUAAGAAGAAACCAUCACUCGGUGGUCCCGGUGGUGGCAACAGUGCUAGUGAUAUUAAACCGAUUAUGGACCCGCAUGCCGGGCUCGUUUUGCCGCACGGUCCAGGCAAGGGCAUGCAUCAAAUGGCGGGAGCUAUGGGCCAACCGGCAAUGGGUGGUCCGGGUGUGGCUCCGGUAAUGGCCGCCCCCGGUAACAAAGCGAAGGGAGCCAAGGGUCAGCGCGCACCGAAAGCUGGUGGGGCUGCCAGUGGUGCGCCGAAUGCUCCUGCGAAACGGGCCAAAAACGCAACGGCGGCCGGAGCAGGCGUUCCGCGUGCGCCUAACAAGAAGAAGGCAUCGCAAAACACCACCAACUUCGAUUCGGAGGAAGAGGACACAGCCAAACCAAUGUCGUACGACGAGAAAAGACAACUUUCGCUGGACAUUAAUAAGCUGCCGGGCGAUAAAUUGGGUCGUGUUGUACAUAUAAUCCAGAGCCGAGAGCCAUCGUUACGCGAUUCCAAUCCGGACGAGAUAGAGAUUGAUUUCGAAACUCUGAAGCCAUCAACUUUGCGCGAGCUUGAGAGCUACGUCGCAUCCUGUCUACGCAAGAAAACUCGUAAGCCUUACUACAAAAAAGUUUCUGGUAAAUCCAAGGAAGAGCAAAUGACGGAGAAGAAGCAAGAGCUGGAAAAACGCCUGCAAGACGUGACGGGUCAACUUGGGACGACCAAGAAGAACGCGAAAAAGGACGAAGCGAACAAGCAGGAUGUGGCUCCAUCUGGGGGAAACAUGUCCUCCAGCAGUAGUUCCAGUGAUUCCUCCUCAUCAAGUUCAAGCGAUUCCAGUUCUAGUGAUUCCAGCGACAGUGAAGCAGAACCAGGACGGCCACCGCGGAAAAAGAAAAAAGACACUUCAUCGCCCGCAGUUGCAGUGGCCAUCGGCACGAGCUUAACCAAUUCGUCCGCUCCGGCCACUGCAUCAACACUUUCGGCAACGACUGCGGUAUCGCAGAUGCUACCGACUGCUGGCAGUACCACAAACUCCACAAACUCCAACACUAUCACAACCACCAACAACAACAACAACAACACCACUACCACCACCACCAUCACACCUCUCUCGAACGCGAACGCCAGCGCGACUACCGCUAUUGCUCUACAGCAGCAGCAUCCGCAAACCUCCGUUCUGAACACUUCAUCGGUUACUCAGCAGCCACCGUCAACGCAGCAGCAGCAGCAGCAGCAGCAGCAAGUGCACAGUAGGCUGCAGCAACAACAACCGCCGCUCACUAUGAGUCAACAGUUAGCGCAAUCUAUCAUACCACCACAAUCCUCAUCCACGUUGGCAUCAUCGGUCCCGUCAUUAUCAAGCACCACCACCACCGGCUCGACAUUAACAACGAACGUUGCCAGUGGCAACGUGGGCAGCAGUAGCACUGGCAGCAGUGCGAGUAACAGCAACCUGCUCAGCAGCAAUGCCACUAACAACAGCAGCAACAACAACAACGCAUCAUCCAAUAGCGUGGUUAACAACGGCAACAACAACAACGCCAUCGUUUCAUCCAGUUUUGCCGGGGUAGGCAUCAACAAUAGCAGCAGUAGCAUGCUUGGCACGCAGCAAACGGUCACGAUGACGGCGACGGCGGUCACGGCGCCAUCGCUUUUGCAACAAAUGCCGCUCCUUCUGCCGCCGCAGCAACAGCAACAGUUGCAGCAGCAGCAGCAGCAAAUGUCGGCGGCAAACUCUUCUCACACCCAAGCGAACCCCCUAAUACCGCCAAUGUUGUCCGUCGGUAGUGGCAGCACUGUAAAUAGUAGUAACCUUAGCAGUGGCAGUGGCAAUCCCAACUCGACCGGUAGUAGUAACAGCAACCAAAUCUCGCUACCCAUACCAUCACCAAAUACCACCACCACCACCACUACCAGCACGAUGCUACCUGUGAAUGCUUUGACCAGUAAUAGUAAUAGUCACAACAGUACUUCUAACCUCAACAAUAUUGUUACACAGCACCAGCAGGCUGCGGUGUCACUGCAAUCGAGUGGAAUCAACACCAACGGUAGCGUCACGUCCGUUUCAGCGCUGCCUCCGUCCAGCGGUAAUAACAGCACCGAUAAUGGCCUGAGCACAAGCAACGGGCUGAUAAACAGUAUGCUAGGGCUGCCGCCCACCUCCCAGAUAGCGACGAGUUUGGCCGCGAUGAGCAACCUAGCUAGUAUGGCUGGCGGGCUGCAGCAGUCACUGCAAAUGUCCCAGAGCCAAAUCGUGAGUAAGCAACAACACCACCACCAGCAGCAGCAGCAGCAGCAACUUCAGCUUGCGCAGCAACAGCAGCAACAGUUCCGUGGUGGUGGUGGUUCGACCGGUAACGGACAUGGUGGGCAUGGUGGUGGACUCGGCGCCGCCGCCGGCUUCGUGGAUCCGCUCGAGCAUACACUGAACUCGUUCGAACAAUCGAUCAAAUCGGAGUCGCUUGGAUUGAACCUCCUAAAUGAUAUGUCGGCGGGCCUGAAGCAAGAUCUAACGGGCCACCAAACGGGCUUACUGCCGCAGCUGGAACUGUGUAUGGCACUGCAGAGCCAAAUGCAGCAGCACCAUCACGUCAGCAAUGGGUUCGUGAACGAGUUCAACGGCAGCGGGACCAUGAACGGGGGCAUGGGUGCUGCAACGCUGGCGGCUGCCGCCAGCAUGGGUGGCAUGGGUAUGGGUCAGAUGGUGAUGAACACGAUGACCACGACCAACCCGCUCAUGGGCAACGUCAACAUGUCGUCGAUGUUUGAUCCGCUACAAAACUUUAUGCGCCCCGGUGGUGGCUACCCACAGCCGACUACGGUGGCUUCCGGAAUCAACCUGCCAACGACGGGUGGUGGUGGCAACGGUGGUGGUGGCAACAACCAACUGCUGCACGACCAACGUUCGCUCGACCUAACAUCUGGUGGCGCUGGUGGCCCCAUGGGUAUGAUGCCUUCGGUCGGUGGUAAUGGAGGAGGUGUUGGUGGUGGCGGCGGGAACGGUGGAAUCGGUGGUGUCAUCACGGUGAAAAAGGAAGAUCCUUGUGGUGGGGCUGGUGGAGGAAAUUUACCGCCUGCAAAUUCCGGGGGCAAGUUCAUGCUGACACCGAAACCGAUCGAAGAUCUGCUCAUCAAUCCGAACGAGAAGAAAAUGGGCACGACGCCACCUCCGGCGGAUGUGAAGGGGAACUUUGCGCACGCAUUUAAGGGACACGACCAGAACCUGAAAAACGCCUGGUCAUCGCUGGCAUCGGCCGGCUCGCCCCAGAACACACCGACAUCGAACAAACCGAAACCGGCCAUGGACUCGUUCCAGGCGUUCCGGAACAAGGCGAAGGAAAAGCUCGAUCGGUUGCAGCAGCAGGAACUCAAGCGCUCGCAGAAGGAGCAGGCCGAAAAGGAGCUGAAACGUCAGCAGGAGCAGCUGAAGAUAAAGCAGGAAGAGUUCAACAAUGGACGCAACAAAGUUUCCAUCGAACCGGUACCGCCCCGAGUGGUGGAGGACAUCAAAGCUUCACCGCAAGGUAGUCCUUCGCCGUCAACUCCUACCACCCCGCACGCUUUGGAUCGAUCGGCUGCGAAGCGAGCAGAGCUGCGACGCCUGGAACAGGAACGCCGAAGAAGAGAAGCGAUGGCUGGCCAGAUCGAUAUGAACAUGCAGAGCGAUUUGAUGGCCGCUUUUGAAGAGUCAUUGUAAAAAGUAUUGAACCAACGCAGAGUUCUCUCGUACACUUGGUAAUAACUGAUACCAACCUGUGCGAUCUGGGGGGGGGGGGGGGUGCGAUUACAACGAAGAAGAGAUGUGAUUCGCCAUGGCAAACCACCUACGUUACGUUGUUGAACGUUGCCAGCCUCUGGUCGCUGGUGGUCGCGCUUCAUCCAUCGUGACUAUUAUGUCGGGUUAGGUGCGUCAGGCAUACGGAUGGCAUAUGGUGCGCGGCCACGGUUUUACUGUAGCGGGCGGAUGAACCGCUAAACCAACUGAUUGACCAAAGCAAUCAAUCGCAAGCGUCGUUACCAGAAAUAGGAUGUGCGCACGCGUUAAACCACCGAUCGUAGUGGCAAUCACUACCAAAAUUCUGAGCACACACCAACUACCUACUCUAUAAACGGGAGCGGCGUUGCCGUUGAUUCCUGCGGCAAUAGAGAAUGAAGGAGAAGCAGCA
This is a messenger RNA of Anopheles bellator, 6079 nucleotides long. Its product is annotated as homeotic protein female sterile-like. Gene Ontology annotation, cellular component: nucleus; chromatin. The transcript has 10 exons. Gene Ontology annotation, biological process: regulation of DNA-templated transcription; chromatin remodeling. The coding region runs from base 1 to 5610 and encodes 1869 amino acids. Lineage: Eukaryota; Metazoa; Arthropoda; Insecta; Diptera; Culicidae. The record is from RefSeq and is a predicted model, not a curated record.